Molecule: messenger RNA, 9205 nt
Organism: Coregonus sp. 'balchen'
Lineage: Eukaryota; Metazoa; Chordata; Actinopteri; Salmoniformes; Salmonidae
Source: the annotation of a GenBank genome assembly
AUGGUCCAGGCUGGUGAUUAUUGUGGUUCACGUAGUGGUCAGCUUGUCCGUGCAGCAUCUGGGCUUUUAACAGCUGGGUUGGUGUUCAGCCCAGGUAGCGUACUGGCACUGAUGUGUUCUCAACCUCUCCUCCUCGGGGGGAUAACAAAGGUUGAACACGGUAGCUACUGACAGCUGAGACUGCUUCAUUCAGAUAUUACAAUUUAGCUAACAGAGUGAUGCACAUUUUGAACAGAGUCCAAUUUCCCAUGUGAGUCCAGAGUUAAUCCACACAUUAGCAUUCUGUGUUGGUGAAAAAGGUCUGUCUUAUUAUGAUGAACUGAGGUUCUGUCCUAAUGUCCUCACUACUGACUUCACUGUCCUCACGUACCACCUACUGUAGCAUGAAGUGAUGAAUUAAGUAAUGUACUGGAUUUGCGUUCUUAGUGGCAUGCUAGUAUGGUUGUUGGAACAUAGCCUUUUUGCCUAGAUUUGACAUGAAAAUGGAGACCUGAGCAUGCAUUGUUAAGAUUCAGGCUCACUGUUAGUAGUGGCUCCUAUUCAAACAGAUGAAUGGCAUAGAAGUAUUGAUUUCAUUAAAGUGAUUGACUAUUUAUUGGGGGGUUAUCAGUCAAUGUAGUAUUGACUAUGCAGAAUUUUUCCUGAUCCUUUAUUUUUCCUGAUUGAUCUUAUGGGAUAUAUUGUGAAAAAUAAUUCAUUGUUGAGAUUUGAUUGAUGCAUAAUUCUGUACAUUAAUUAAAGUGAAAUGCUGAAUUCAUUGGAGAUUCACAGUUUGUUGAACCUCCAUAUCCCUCUCUCCCCACAGGUGUUGAGCUCCACCUGAGGAUGGCAGGAGAUUCUCGAGUCCACAUGGACCACGACAUGGAGAUAGGAGUCACACCCACAGCGGUAAGAACAUGUUUUCCAUCCGCACACACAGUCCUCUCCCUUCCCCAUUUGUCCUGUGUAACACUGCUGGGAGGUAGAGAGAGAGAGAGAGAGAGGGGGCAGAGCGAGGAAUAGGGAAAGAAAGAGGGGGUAGUGAAAGAUGGAAGUGUCUGGUGUAAGGGAAAAAUAUAAGGGGACAAGAGGGAACCAUUGUGGAUCAUGAGUUUCCUAUAAGAAGGGUGAUCAUGUGUGUGUGCCUGACUGUCUCUGCAGAAGAGGAUGGAUGGUUCAGCCCACUACCAUGGAGAGGGAAAGAGAGGAUGAUUGUGAGAAAACGACUCACACGUCCUGAUAAUGAAUGGCGAAAUAGUCUAGGUUAAUUGUCUUUAUUUAAUGUAUUAUUCUUAACCGAGUGUGGUGAGGCAAACCAAUUGUGGAAAAACACCAGCACACAGCAACUGCUAAUGAAUUUGUUUAUGGAGUAUCCGCCCUUGGGACGUCAUUGACUCUGGGCUGGCUGCACUACUGUAGCACUGUCUGUGAUGGCUUCAUCAAUCACUCAAUUAGGAAUUUCUUUAACACUCUCAAAUGGAAACAAAUAGGUCCAUUGUCUUUGAUUUAGGACUGUACAGGUACAGAUGUAGGAUCUUCAUUUGAUCACCCUGUUGCAGGAUAACUUGCAAUGCAGGAAUAAACUUUAAACUUGUAGUGUAUUCAAGGUUUAAAAAGGCUUCUGAAGUUUGUAAUUUCCACUUUGAAAUUUACGAAAAAUGUAGCAACCCCUAAAAAAAAAUGUCCAUUCUAAUCCACAUAAUAAUUCACAUUUCCUGUUGCUGCAGGAUUAUUUUCCUACUGUAGAAAACUGGCUCAAAUUAAAAUCCUACUGUACAAUUAAAGGCCUUGAGGAAACGUAAACUGAUCUUGUUGUAGGGGAUGGCUAAAAGCUACCUUCUCGUAAGGAAAUAGAGACAUUACAUUUUGAAGUAACCCCUGCUUUCUCCCAAACACACGUCACAGGAGCCCAAUGUCAUUGAGUGACUAAUUGCUGUAUUGGUCAAUGGGUGUUGUCUUUCACUUCACUGUCAAACCUCUCAUUAACGUAUAAUCUAGAGAAAGAUCAAUAAAGCAACGUCUGAUACCUGGAAUACUCUCUUGUGUGUGUUUAUAGAACUACAAUGAAGAGUCCCUAACUAGAAUUUCAAACAGUUGUCACGAAUGUCGGUGGAAUGCGGUAGGCCAGAUUCAAGCGCAGGACACAGAAUGAGAUGAAGAACCACUUUACUGAGUAGUAAAGAAAUACAAGCAAAACCCUCCAAACAACAAAGGAGGAGCAAAACCCGCUCACACUAAUGACACUCGUACCAUACAAUAAACACCAAACAGUGGACGUGAACAGGUUAAAUAGGCAGACAAACUAACAUAAUGGGGAACAGGUGUGCAACAACAGACAACAAUCAAGUGAACAUAGAAACAUAACAGAGCGGCAGCAGCUAGUACUCCGGUGACGACGAACGCCGAAGCCUGCCCGAGCCAGAAGGAAGGGCAGUCUCGGCAGAAUCCGUGACAACAGUAGCUAUGUUUCCAUUAACUUGUCCAGUGGGAUGGUUCUGAUGAAUUUCUCUCAACAAGGAGGGAUCGAGGAUAUCCCUCCUAGGAACCCAGCACCGCUCCUCCGGACCGUACCCCUCCCACUCCACGAGAUACUGCAGGCCCCCCACCCGACGCCUCAAAUCCAGGAUGGAACGGACCGAGUACGCCGGUACCCCCUCGAUGUCCAGUGGGGGCAGAGGAACCUCCCGGAUCUCAGAUUCCUGGAGUGGACCAGCUACCACCGGCCUGAGGAGAGACACAUGGAACGAGGGGUUAAUACGAUAAUUAACAGGAAGUUGUAACCUAUAACAUACCUCGUUCAAUCUCCUCAGGACUUUAAAUGGGCCCACAAACCGCCUACCCAACUUCCGAUAGGGCAGGCGAAGGGGCAGGUUUUGGGUCGAGAGCCAGACCCGGUCCCCCGGUGCAUACACCGGAGCUUCACUGCCGUAGCGGUCGGCGCUCGCCUUCUGACGCCUGCUGGCCCGCUGCAGGCGUUCAUGUGUAGCGUCCCAGGUCUCCUGUGAGCGCCGAACCCACUCGUCCACCGCAGGUACCUCGAUCUGGCUCUGAUGCCAAGGUGCCAGGGCCGGCUGAUAACCUAACACACACUGGAAUGGUGUGAGGUCAGUUGAGGAGUGGCGGUUGGAGUUUAUAGCCAUCUCUGCCCAGGGUAGGAAAACCGACUACUCCCCUCGCCAGUCCUGGCAAUACGACCGCAGAAACAUACCCACCUCCUGGUUAAUUCUCUCCACCUGCCCGUUACUCUCGGGGUGAAAACCUGAGGUAAGACUAACCGAGAUCCCCAACCGUUCCAUGAACGCCCUCCACACCCUUGAGGUGAACUGGGGACCCUGAUCAGACACUAUAUCCUCAGGCACCCCGUAGUGCCGGAAGACAUGUGUAAACAGGGCAUCGGCAGUUUGUAGGGCCGUAGGGAGUCCGGACAGAGGAAGGAGGCGACAGGACUUAGAAAACUGAUCCACAACGAAUAGGAUGGUUGUGUUCCCCCUUGAGGGAGGAAGAUCAGUCAUAAAAUCCACCGAUAGGUGGGACCAGGGUCGUUGUGGAACGGGUAGGGGUUGUAAUUUCCCUCUAGGCAGGUGUCUAGGAGCCUUACACUGGGCGCAUACAGAGCAGGAGGAAACAUAAACCCUCACGUCCUUGGCUAAGGUGGGCCACCAGUACUUCCCACUAAGACAGGUCACUGUCCGACCGAUGCCAGGAUGACGUGUGAGCCCAAUAGAGCAAACGAUCGCGGACCUCUAGCGGUACAUACUUACGACCCUCUGGACACUGGGGAGGAGAGGGUUCGCUACGUAACGCCCGCGUCAACCUCCCACACCACCGGUGCAACCAGACACGACACCGGAAGUAUGGGAGUGGGCUCCACGGAACUCUCCUCCAUGUCAUACAGUCGGGACAGAGCACCUGCCUUAGCAUUCUGGGAGCCCGGCCUGUAAGAAAGGGUGAAAACAAAACGGAUUAGAAACAUGGACCACCUUGCCUGGCGAGGGUUUAACCUCUUCGCCGCUCAGAUGUACUCCAGAUUGCGGUGGUCAGUCAAAAUGAGAAAAGGGUGUUUAGCCCCCUCAAGCCAAUGUCUCCACGCCUUCAGGGCUUUGACCACCGCCAACAACUCCCGGUCCCCCACAUCAUAGUUGCGCUCUGCCGGGCUGAGCUUCUUCAAAAAGAAAGCACAGGGGCGGAGCUUGGGUGACGUGCAGCUCCUUCAGGUGACUAAAAGCCCUGUCCGCCUCAGCUGACCACCGCAGACGCACCGGUCCCCCCUUCAGCAACGAGGUAAUGGAAGCCGCUACCUGACCAAAGCCCCGGAUAAACCUCCGGUAGUAGUUGGCAACCCCAAGAAAGGCUGCAUCUCCUUUACCGUGGUUGGAGUCGCCCAAUUAUGCACGGCCAAAACGCAGUCACUCUCCAUCUUCACCCCAGACGCGGACAUGUGGUACCCUAGGAAGGAGAUGGACUCCUGAAAGAACAAGCAUUUCUCUGCCUUAGCAUACAGGUCAUGCUCUAACAGUCUUUCAAGCACUUUACGCACCAGGGACACAUGCUCGGCCCUUGUAGUGGAGUAUAUAAGUAUGUCAUCAAUAUACACCACUACCCCUUGUCCAUGCAGGUCCCUGAAAAUCUCAUCCACUAAUGAUUGGAAGACUGAUGGAGCAUUCAUUAACCCGUAUGGCAUGACAAGAUACUCAUAAUGUCCAGAGGUGGUACUAAAUGCCAUCUUCCACUCAUCUCCCUCCCGGAUACGCACUAGGUUGUACGCGCUCCUGAGAUUCAAUUUUGUGAAGAAGCGUGCCCCGUGCAAUGAUUCCGACAUACUAGCUAUCAGGGGUAAUGGAUAGCUGUACUUGAUGGUAAUCUGAUUUAAGCCACGGUAAUCAAUGCACGGGCGUAAACCACCAUCCUUCUUCACAAAAAAUAAACUUGGGGAGUCAGGUGAAGUGGAUGGCCGAAUGUAUCCCGGUCUUAGAGACUCGGUGACAUAUGUCUCCAUAGCCGCACUCUCCUCCUGAGACAAAGGAUACGUGACUCCGGGGAAGUGCAGCUCCUACCUGGAGAUUUAUCGCGCAAUCCCCCGGACGAUGAGGUGGUAAUUUAGUCGCCCUCUUUUUACUGAAGGCGAUAGCCAAAUCGGCAUACUCGGCAGGAAUGUGCAUAGUGGAAACCUGGUUUGGACUCUCCACCUUAGUUGCCCCCAAGGAAACUCCUACACACCUCCCUGAACACUGACCGGACCAUCCCUUAAGAGCCCUCUGUUGCCAUGAAAUUGUGGGGUCAUGAAUGGUUAACCAGGGAAGACCCAACACCACAGGAUACGCAGGAGAAUCAUAUAGAGGCUAAUCCUCUCCUCAUGACCCCCCUGCGUCCUCAUCAGAAGCGGGGUGGUGACCUCCCUGAUUGUGCCUGACCCUAACGGGCGACUAUCUAAGGCGUGCACAGGGAAAGGUUUAUCAACAGACACAGUAGGAAUCCCUAAACUACGAGCAUACUGGCAAUCAAUAAAAUUCCCAGCCGCGCCUGAAUCUACUAGCGCCUUAUGCUGGGAAUGGGAGGAAACUUCUGGGAAAACAAUAUCUAUACACACAUUAGCAACAGGAGGCUCUGUGGGAGUCGGGUGCCUACUCACCUGAGAUGGUCGACCAGUGCCCUGCCUCGACCUCCUGAGGACCCUCCCCAAGACCGACCAGCAGUGUGUCCUCUGCGGCCACAGUUGGUGCAGGGGAUGGUCCCUCUGUCCAUCUCCCUAACCGCAGCACCCCCAAGCUCCAUGGGGGUAGACUGAGGUGCUGGGGGAUGGAAUGGACGGCCCCCGAUCAGAACGUCCGCGGGCUGCCAAUAGGUUAUCCAACCUGAUGGACAUGUCCACCAAUUGGUCCAGGGUGAGAUCGGUGUCCCUGCAGGCCAGCUCCCGACGGACGUCCUCCCUUAAGCUGCAGUGAUAAUGGUCGAUCAGGGCCCUCCAAAACAACAGAGGCGCAAAACCCACUCACAAUAAUGACACUCGUACCAUACAAUAAACACGCACACCAAACAGUGGACGUGAACAGGUUAAAUAGGCAGACAAACUAACAUAAUGGGGAACAGGUGUGCAACAACAGACAACAAUCAAGUGAACAUAGAAACAUAUAACAUAGAGCGGCAGCAGCUAGUAUUCUGGUGACGACGAACGCCGAAGCCUGCCCGAGCCAGAAGGAAGGGCAGUCUCGGCAGAAUCCGUGACAACAGUAGCUAUGUUUCCAUUAACUUGUGCAGUGAUUUUUUCAUAGAAAAUAGAUUAAAUUGCCUGCUAUGGUGCGUUUACAUUUAACUAUCGUGUGUGGAUGAAAACAGCUGGCCGAAAUGACAUCACACCUAAAAAAAAAAAAAAACUACAGUAUUGAUUAAAAAUGAAGUGGUUGAUAUAUUUCCAUGACCUAUUUCGGCAAAUUGCGGAUUAAUAAAUUGGUGACAGCCUGUAUGCCCUCCCACCUAUCUGUUUUAUGUCUCAGGUAGCCCACAAAAGCCAGCAUGGAUAGCCAUAUUCUAAUAAUUCUCGUGUCAACGUAUCGCCACGGUCCGUGCCAUGGUGAAACUUGCACUCAUGUAGAUCUGAAAUAAUUAGAUGGUGAAAGUUGCAUCCAGCCAACCAGAAAAGCAAGUCGAAGCAAAUCAGCUAUUCUUGAAAUUCAGGACAAGGAUCCUGCAAAGAUUUAACAGGCAGUAGGCAUUUAGAAUUAAAUAUGAAGUGUAGCUUCAUAGUUACGUGUUGACAUCACGUGCCCCGCGUACCUUCAAAAUUAUUUGGCAAUCAUUUAUUAGAAAAACACUGUUUCCAUCAUCAUUUGUCGCAAUACAUAAAGUUUGACAAAAUAAGAAUCCACCCCUGUCGAAUGGAUACAAAUGUUGUAGAUCUUUACAAAAUGUCUGUUUCCAUUACGCGUCACAAUUUUUUGUUGAAUAAACCUGGGUCAAUGGAAAUCUGCCUACAGUAUUUAGAUCUAUAUUUAAAUCAUUUGCAGGACUAUUGCAUGUAUUUUCAAGGGCAUGUCUUUAAUUUGAAUUCCUUAAAUUGAACAUCGGGAGCCAUUAUUUCAGUUUUGGAGCUGGAUCUGAAUAAUACUCAAUACAGGUUGUAAAAAAAAAAAGACUAGAUUGGCAGCCUCGGAUGUAACGUUACUCUGGCGAGAGACUGAGCAGUGAACACAGGUGUCUGAUUAGCACCCAGAGAUUCAGAGGGCACAGGAGGGACAACACCACAACAGCAAUACCACAUUUCAACUAACAACUGAGCUUGUCAUCUCCAACGAUCAGGACACAGAGUGCCAAUGUGCCCUUGGCCCGUGUGUGUGUGUGUGUGGGGUGGGGGGGGGGGGGGGGGGGGGGGGGGGGGGGGUACAGUGUGUGCCAGUGUCCCAUAGGGGGUGAGGUACAGCACUAGGGACAGGGGAGGCGCAGCUGUGGAGACAGAUCGCCUGGCUGGAGCCGGGCCAGCAGUGAGGAACGAAGACCCUGUACCCUUGUGUUCUCUCUCUCCUCUCUCCCACAGUCCUGGUGCACCAUGUGCUUGGAGAGACACUCUCUCACACAAUGUUAUGGGAGCAGUUUUCAAUUAGCCAGAGCAUCGUAUGAGGUCCUCACCCAGCACUGGUGCAGCAGAGACACAGUAUAUGUCGUAUUUAUUUACAGUUGGUCAACGAGGGUGGCAGUUGAAGGUGGUUGAGGAUGAAAUCAAAGCAAUUACUCUCAUAUAACAUGACAGUGUGACAGCACUGCAAUGCACACAUUGUAGCAACAAGUGUAAUAUGAGGAUGUUUUACACAUUGUAGCAACAAGGGUAAUAUGAGGACAUUGCACAUGAAUAGAGGCAGAUGUUUUUGCUGACCAUUUGACCUGACCAGGAAAAACAAUGGCCUCUAGCGAUAGACUGUAACGAGAGCUCAGUAUUUUUCCUGAACUGGUCACUCCUGGCUCCACACAGUGGCGCAGUGGUCUAAGGCACUGCAUCGCAGUGCUAGCUGUGCUACUAGAGAUCCUGGUUCGAAUCCAGGCUCUGUCGUAGCCGGCCGCGACCGGGAGACCCAUGGGGCGGCGCACAAUUCGUCCAGGGUAGGGGAGGGAAUGGCCGGCAGGGAUGUAGCUCAGUUGGUAGAGCAUGGCGUUUGCAACGCCAGGGUUGUGGGUUCGAUUCCCACAGGGGGCCAGUAUGAAAAAAUAAAAUAAUAAUAAUGUAUUCACUCACUAACUGUAAGUCGCUCUGGAUAAGAGCGUCUGCUAAAUGACUAAAAUGUAAAUGAACUACUGAAGACAAUGAUAUUGUCACCAACGUCUCUGCGGAACUGUCUCUCUGUCUCUCCAGGUGCAAAAGCUUCCUAAACACAUGCGGGAGGCCCAGAUCUCCACUGAGCACACCCACCUCAUCGCCGACCCCAUCAAGAAGCCCCGGCAACGCUAUGUGCAGAAAGACGGCAAGUGCAACGUUCACCACGGCAACGUGCAGGAGACCUACCGUUACCUUAGCGACCUGUUCACCACCCUGGUGGACCUGCGCUGGCGCUUCAGCCUCUUCAUCUUCACUCUGGUCUACGUGGUCAACUGGCUGUUCUUCGGCCUGCUGUGGUACAUCAUCGCCCUGAUCCGAGGGGACCUGUGGCACAGCGACGAGGAGGGCUGGACCCCCUGUGUUGAGAACCUCAACAGCUUCGUCUCGGCCUUCCUCUUCUCCAUCGAGACGGAGACCACCAUCGGCUACGGCUACCGCGUCAUCACAGAGAAGUGCCCUGAGGGCAUCAUCCUGCUGCUGAUCCAGGCCAUCCUGGGCUCCAUUGUCAAUGCCAUGAUGGUGGGCUGCAUGUUCGUGAAGAUCUCCCAGCCCAAGAACCGCGCCGAGACGCUCAUGUUCUCCCACAAGGCGGUGAUCUCUGUGCGGGACAACAAGUUGUGUCUCAUGUUCAGAGUCGGGGACCUGCGCAACUCCCACAUCGUGGAGGCCUCCAUCCGGGCCAAGCUGAUCCGCUCACAGCAGACCAAGGAGGGGGAGUUCAUUCCUCUCAACCAGACGGAUAUCAACAUCGGCUUCGACACGGGAGACGACCGUCUCUUCCUGGUCUCCCCACUCAUAAUCUCCCAUGAGAUCAAUGAGAAGAGCCCCUUCUGGGAGCUGUCCCAGGCGCAGAUGGACAAGGAGGAGUUUGAGAUUGUGGUCAUCCUGGAGGGCAUGGUCGAAGCUACAGGUACGUCCUCUUGA